Messenger RNA from Photinus pyralis (common eastern firefly), 2083 nucleotides. It is a transcript of the gene pasha, whose product is annotated as microprocessor complex subunit DGCR8. NCBI's taxonomy places the organism in Eukaryota, Metazoa, Arthropoda, Insecta, Coleoptera, Lampyridae. The record is from RefSeq and is a predicted model, not a curated record. The coding region runs from base 151 to 1806 and encodes 551 amino acids. Gene Ontology annotation, cellular component: microprocessor complex. Gene Ontology annotation, biological process: primary miRNA processing. The transcript is spliced from 6 exons. Gene Ontology annotation, molecular function: double-stranded RNA binding; heme binding; primary miRNA binding.
AUUCAGUACAUAACCUCAAUUUAGUAUAUUGAAAACUUAGAAAAUUCCGAGGAAAACUAAAGUCUAAGACUCAAAAGAAGUUGACUGAUUUCCAAGGUGUAGGUCUCUCUUAAAUAUUGCAUAAACAUACAAGAAUUUACGACUGAAAUCAUGGAGGCAGUUAAUGUGGAGUGCGAGAACGCCCAAGAGGAGAAGAACGUAAUGCCCACCGAGAUCCCCAUGGAGGUAUCAGAAUUACCCAACGAUGACAUUAGAAAAUUUCACGUUCUCGAUGAAAUUGAAAAUAACAGCGAGUCACAAACGUCAGAUAGUGACUCAGAUUUACCUGAUGAUGAAGUAAACAAAAUGCUCGAUGAGGCGUUCAAUGAAAGUAAAAAACGAAAGAUUACAGAGGAAAAAGAGGGUAAUGGGGAUAAACCGUUUGAAGAAAAAGAUAAAGUUGUGCUUAUUCAAAAGGGUCAGAAUCACUUUGACAUUUUACCUGAAGGAUGGAUCCAGUUGAGCCAUAACAGUGGAAUGCCUUUGUAUCUUCAUAAGGCUAGCCGAGUCUGUACCCUAUCAAAGCCGUACUUUCUAGGGUCUGGGAGUGCUAGAAAGCAUCAGGUACCGUUAAGCGCUGUGCCUUGUCUGAGUUACCGUCGAGCUCUGGAGACCGAAUUGGAACAAAGCAAAUCUGCAACGGGUGGUAUGAUGAAUGCGAGAAUUGAAACGGCUCAAGAGAACAUAGAAUCACAUAAUUUAUCGCCGGUCCAACUGCAAAAAUACUGUGAGAAACUGUUUCACUUUCGAAGCAUUAAAGUUAUGAGGUUUAAGUCGUGGUCCCAUCGACGUCAGUUUACAAAGAAGGCUAAACAAGAAAAACAACUUCAGCGGCCAACUCUGCCAGAUGGGACAAAAUUGAUUACAUUCCCCAUUCAAAGCGCAGACGGCGAUUCCUCACAAACCUCCAAAAGAGAAUGGAUUAUGAAUCCGAACGGCAAAUCGUACGUUUGCAUUUUACACGAGUACGUCCAGCACGCUCUAAAAAAACAACCCGCGUAUAAAUUUAUCGAGCUAGAGAAUGCGGCAACACCGUACGCCGCCACAAUUUCGAUUAACGACAUGCAGUACGGCAUCGGUUAUGGAACGAGUAAAAAGCAGGCGAAAACUGAGGCCGCUCAAUCCGCUUUGGAAAUACUAAUACCCGAAAUGCGAACAAAGAUCCAUACCGAUUCGAAAUCGUCUGCGAAUACGAGCAAAGCGCAGAAUCAGGAUUUAUCGCUUUUUGACGAAAUUAAGAUAGAAGAUCCACGUGUGACGGAGUUCUGCACGAAAACCACCGAACCUCUUCCGCACGACAUCCUCCUCACCUGCCUACAGCGUAACUUCGGCCACGGCGACAUUCAAGUGAGCUACGAGGGAAACACGUUAAAAAACCAAAUGAACGAAUACAAAAUGACAGUCGGCAAACACUCGGCGACCGUUAUAUGCAAAAAUAAAAAAGACGGUAAGCAGCGCGCUUCCCAGGCGAUUCUGCAGGCGUUGCAUCCGUACAUAACGUCGUGGGGAUCGUUACUGCGUUUGUACGGCAAUUGCUCCGUGAAAAGUUUCAAGGAGAAGAAAUUGGAGGAACAAGAGAUCACGUUAUUGCAAAGCAAGGCGGCCGUUAAUUCGCCUAAUUUCGCCAUUUUGAAUAAGCUGAAACACGAGUUGCGUAAGUUGAAGGAGUCUAGGAAUGCGAAUCAACCGAUCGGCGUAUUCAUACCGCCUAAUUGCGACAUACUACCCACGUUUUCUUCGUCGAAUUUAAAAAAUGUUGAUCUCUAGUAAUUAUUUCACUCAUUUUAGACUUCGAGUUUAAUGUUUGAAUUUAAGUGACCAAUGUUGCAAAGACUGGAUGUAUGCAUAUGUUUUAUACAGGGCAUUUCAAAAUCAUUGCAUAAUAACACGAAGCACUUUUUAAAAUCAUUUUGAAACACCUUGUAAAAUAUUAUUUGAUGUUGGUGUAAUGCAUACAAUGAUAAUAAUAAUAAUGACUAAGUAUUUAAACAUUAUCCCACAUAGAUUAAUUGAAUGGAAAUCAAAUAAACAAAUAAUUAAUUAA